UCCCUUAUUGCAUCUUUCAUUCUAUGUCUAUGUUUUUCUAGGCACAAGUGGAGUUAAAGGUCAUGAUUCAUUAUAAAUACUGACUCAGUUCUAGUUUUACACCAUCACCUCUGAAAAUGUCUACCAAAGCAUUCCUCUUGGCUCUGCUUCUCCUUGGAGUGGUGUUCUUCACCACACCAUCCUCUGCUGACCGCCAUAAACCUCCCCACAAGCCACCACCAAAACACAAGCCACCUUCUGCUGAAGAGGACUCAGUAACCUUGGAUGGUGGCAAGCCACCAAAGUACAAGCCACCACCCAAACACAAGCCACCUUCUGCAGAGGAGGACUUGGUAACUGUUGAUGGCAAACCACCGAAACACAAACCACCUCCAAAACACAAGCCGCCUACUGCAGAGGAGGACUCAGUAACUGUUGAUGCUAAACCACCAAAACACAAGCCACCUUCCCUGGAGGAGGACACGGCAACCCUUGAUGUGCAUGGCAAGCCACCAAAACACAAGCCACCACCAAAACACAAACCACCAACGGCCAACUGAACGGUACUGUUUAGGUUGUAAGUUAAUAAAGCCUAAGAAUGUAUGUUAGAGAAAUAAGACAAGCAAUCCUUGUGAUUCAGUGUGUUUUGUUACUUUCAAAAGGGCUAUAUUUGUGGGACUUUAGUCAUGUUGGUUUUGUACUUGUUUGAGAAGCUUAUGAGUAUGAAAUGCAAUUUGCUGUUUCUUAAGUGUAGUUUCCAGUAAGCUAUCAUCUUCUUUUGAUUGACCCCACAAAGGACAAUGCACUAUUUUAGUACCUUGCAUGUUCUCCGCGUAGCAAGUACUGGUUG
Molecule: messenger RNA, 829 nt
Organism: Rubroshorea leprosula
Lineage: Eukaryota; Viridiplantae; Streptophyta; Magnoliopsida; Malvales; Dipterocarpaceae
Source: the annotation of a GenBank genome assembly